Molecule: messenger RNA, 502 nt
Organism: Physella acuta
Lineage: Eukaryota; Metazoa; Mollusca; Gastropoda; Physidae
Product: large ribosomal subunit protein bL27-like
Biological process (GO): translation
Cellular component (GO): mitochondrial large ribosomal subunit; ribosome
Molecular function (GO): structural constituent of ribosome
Source: RefSeq, a predicted model, not a curated record
CUAGCUUAUGAAACAUGUCUUUGAGCCAGCUUUUCACAAGCUGGAAACUGCCCUCCGCAGCCUUGACAUUGUUUAAAGCAUUACCUGCAUUAAAUAAUCAGCCUGUCAGGUUUGCAGCUAAAAAGGCGGGAGGCACAGUGCGAAACCCAAUUGGUAAAACAAAAAGAAAACACAGAGGCAUUAAAGCUCAUGAUGGACAGUUUGUUCACAAGGGCUCUGUGAUUGCUACACAGUACGGCAUCAGGUUCUAUCCAGGAGAGAAUGUUACAAUGGAUAAUGACUGGACCCUGCGAGCAGCUUACGAUGGUAUUGUUGUACAUACAAGUGAGGUACUGAAUCCUUACCCUGACAGCCCUCUUUAUGAUCCAGUACAGAAAGGGGCAGUAAUUCACAAACAAUUCUUCCACAUUAUACCUACUCCUCUGCAUGGAAAAUUUUAACUCGUAUCAGAAACAUAAUUGUUCUUGUGUAAUAUAAAAAAUUAAAACAAGAUCCUCCUUGA